UAAAUAGAUUAGAACAUCUUUUGGGGGGGAGGGAAAUCAGUGGGUCUGAGUCUUGGAGAAAGCUGUGUCUUUUUUUUUUUUUUUAAGAAGAAAAAAAAAAAAAUAAAGGGAAGAAAAUCCAGCAGAGAAAAGAAGAGAGAGAGGAUUUCCAGCUGUGGAGGAAUAGAAGAGAAGAAGACAAAUACAGGAGGAAGAACAGAGAAAUACAUUGCAACCAAGGAGUUUUGAUUUUAUUUUAUUGUGUUUUUUAAAAAGGAAAAAAAAUCUAUAAGCAGGAAAAAAGAAAGAAAGAAAGAAAAAAAGAAAAGAAAAAGCAACUGAGAAGGGUUAUAAAAAGAGCAAAUACCAAGAAGGGUGAACAAGAGAAGAAAGUCAAGGCAAGGAGGAGCCCAAAGCUGGCAGAUCGGGAGGAUUUGCAGGGGAGAAGGGGGGGGAAGAUUGGAAAUGCAGCUCUGGAGUUUGCUGCUGCCUCUUGCGCUUCUCUGUAUAGCCCUAGCCAGUGGACCCGAAUGUGGGAUGGACGAGCGCUCCCGCAGGGCAAGAAGGGACACCAGGCACACCCGCCAGAUCCACUACACUGCCCCGGGCACCUGUGCCACCAGGUUAGCCCGAGGAAGGCGCUCCACUGCUGGUAUAGAGCCUCUGCAUGUCCCUCGCAGGAGGCAACAGCGGGAGGCAAAGGGCGAAGAGGAUUCCCUUACCCCAAGCAGGGCACUCUAUUUCAGUGGACAAGGGGAUCAGCUGCGGCUGAAAGCAGAUACCGAGCUGCCUAGAGAUGCCUUCACUUUGCAAGUGUGGCUGAAAGCUGAAGGAGGACAGAGAUCUCCAGCUGUCAUUGCAGGACUAUAUGACAAAUGUUCUUACACCUCUCGUGACCGAGGAUGGGUCCUGGGGAUAAACACCAUCAGUGACCAGGGCAAUAGAGACCCCCGCUAUUUCUUCUCGCUGAAGACAGACCGUGCUCGCAAAGUUACCACCAUUGCCGCACAUCGCAGCUACCUCCCUAAUCAGUGGGUGCACCUGGCUGCCACCUAUGAUGGGCGCCUGAUGAAACUCUAUGUGAAUGGUGCCCAGGUGGCUACAAGCGGGGAGCAGGUGGGCAGCAUCUUCAGCCUUCUGACCUUGAAGUGCAAGGUGCUCAUGAUUGGAGGAAAUGCCCUAAACCAGAACUAUCGGGGUUACAUAGAGCACUUCAGCUUUUGGAGGACAGCCCAAUCUCAGCAGGCGAUCUUGUGGGACAUGGGCCAGGCUAUUCAUGGACAAGGCACCCCUCUACCUCAGCUAGUUCUUCAAGACAGUUUACUGAAUGUGAAAAGCACCUGGUCUCCUAUGAAAGAUGGCAGCAGUCCUCAGAUUAUGUUCAGCUAUCACCAUAGCUACUUGCUGGAUACCAGCUUGGAUCCUCCUCUCUGUGGACAGACAGUCUGUGACAACGUGGACGUGAUUGCCAGCUACAACAAGCUCCCAAGCUUCCGCCGCAACAAGGUGGUACGUUACCGGGUAGUGAACCUCUACGAUGACAAGCACCAAAAUCCCACGGUCAGCCGUGAGCAGAUUGAGUUUCAGCAUCAGCACCUGAACGAGGCCUUCAGCCACUACAAUAUUACCUGGGAGCUGGAGGUGCUGGAGGUGAAGAACUCCUCACUUCGCCACCGGCUCAUCCUAGCCAAUUGUGACAUCAGCAAGAUUGGAGAUGAAAACUGUGACCCUGAGUGCAAUCACACCCUGACUGGGUAUGAUGGAGGGGAUUGCCGGCAUGUGCGUCACGCUCUGUUCAACAAGAAGAAGCAAAAUGGGGUGUGUGACAUGGAUUGUAACUAUGAAAGAUACAGCUUUGAUGAUGGGGAGUGCUGUAACCCGGAGAUAACUGAUGUCACCAAGACAUGUUUUGACCCCUAUUCUCCUUACAGAGCAUAUUUAGAUGUCAAUGAACUAAAGAAUAUACUGAAACUGGAUGGAUCUACACACCUCAACAUCUUCUUUGCUAACUCCUCUGAAGAAGAGCUGGCUGGAGUGGCCACCUGGCCUUGGGAUAAAGAAGCCCUAAUGCAUUUAGGUGGUAUUGUGCUGAAUCCAUCCUUUUAUGGCAUCCCCGGCCACACACAUACAAUGAUCCAUGAAAUUGGGCACAGCCUGGGGCUCUACCACGUCUUCCGGGGAAUCUCCGAGAUCCUAUCCUGCAGUGACCCCUGCAUGGAAACCGAGCCCUCAUUUGAGACGGGAGACCUCUGCAGUGAUACCAACCCAGCUCCAAAGCAGAAGCUGUGUGGGGACCCUGGGCCUGGCAAUGACACAUGUGGUUUUCGCAGUUUCCUAAACACACCAUACAGCAACUUCAUGAGCUAUGCAGAUGAUGACUGCACCAACUCUUUCACGCCCAAUCAAGUAGCAAGAAUGCACUGCUACUUGGACCUGGUAUACCAGAGCUGGCAGCCUGCCAAGAAGCCAGCCCCCAUUGCCAUCGCCCCACAGAUCGUAGACCGAACAUCAACCUCCAUCACCCUGGAAUGGUUCCCUCCCAUCGAUGGCCACUUCUUUGAAAGAGAAGUGGGAUCAGCAUGCGAUCUGUGUGUGGAAGGAAGAGUCCUGGUGCAAUAUGCCUUCAGUGCCUCCUCACCAAUGCCAUGUGACCCAUCAGGACACUGGAGUCCAAGAGAAGCAGAAGGUCAUCCUGACGUAGAGCAACCUUGUAAAUCCAGUGUCCGGACUUGGAGUCCCAACUCGGCAGUCAAUCAGCACACGGUGCCACCAGCCUGUCCUGAACCUCAGGGCUGCUACCUGCAGCUGGAGUUCCACUAUCCUCUGAUUCCAGAGUCCCUCACUAUCUGGGUGACAUUUGUCUCCCCAGACUGGGACUCGAGCGGAGCAGUGAAUGACAUCAAGCUGCUCAGCACCAGUGGGAAGAACAUCUCUCUGGGGCCUCAAAAUGUCUUCUGUGACAUCCCCCUGACUAUCAAGUUGGAUGCCAAGCAGGUGGGCGAGGAAGUGUAUGGCAUCCAGAUCUACACUUUGGAUGAGCAUCUGGAGAUUGAUGCGGCUAUGCUGAGCUCCAUCCCUCAGAGCCUAUUGUGUGCAGACUGCAAACCCAUCCAAUAUAAGGUGAUCCGGGACCCUCCUUUCCUGACUGGCUCUCCAUUCAUCAUCUCAAACCUCAACAGGAGAUUUGUGGACAUGGAGGUGAGUGAUAGUACCACAUACACAUACCAGGUUGUCGUUGUUACGGGGACAACAGAGAGUGAACCUUCCCCUGCACUCGUGUACGUCUCUGGAAGUGGAUACUGUGGAGAUGGGAUUAUCCAAAGAGACUUGGGGGAAGAAUGCGAUGACAUGAAUAAGAUCAACGGUGAUGGCUGCUCCCUCUUUUGCCGGCAGGAGUUAUCCUUUAAUUGCAUUGAUGAACCUAGCAGGUGCUACUUCCAUGAUGGUGAUGGAGUGUGUGAAGAGUUUGAACAAAUGACUAGCAUCAAAGACUGUGGUGUUUAUACUCCCAAAGGCUUCCUGGACCAAUGGGCUUCCAAUGUGUCAGUCUCACACAACAAUGACCAGCAGUGCCCGGGAUGGGUGGUCAUUGGUCAGCCAGCAGCUACACAGGUGUGCCGAACAAAAGUGAUUGACCUGAGUGACGGGGUGUCUCAGUAUGCUUGGUAUCCGUGCACAGCCAACUUUCAGUAUUCACAUAUAGCUCAGACCAUUUUCUGGCUCAAGACCUUUUUUUCACAACCUAUGGUAGCUGCUGCAGUCAUUGUGCACUUGGUCACUGAUGGAACAUACUAUCUGGAUCAGAAGCAGGAAACCAUCAAUGUGCAACUGUUUGACACCAAAGACCAAAGCCAUGAUCUCGGUGUCCACGUUCUGAGCUGCAGGAACAAUCCCCUGAUUAUCCCCGUGAUCCAUGACCUCAGUCACCCUUUCUACCACACCCAGGCUGUCCUGAUUAGCUUCAACUCCCAGUUUGUGGCCAUCUCCGGGGUGGCCCUGCGCUCCUUUCACAACUUCGACCCCAUCACCAUCAGCAGCUGUCAGAGAGGACAGACCUACAGCCCAGCUGAGCAGAGCUGUGUCCACUACUCUUGCGAAGCCACUGACUGCCAAGAGCUGGAGAUUGAGAAUGCCAUGCUGAACUGCACCAGCGGUGGGUGGUACAACGGUGCCCAGUGCAACGUUAGUUGCAAGACAGGCUACAUCCUGCAAGUGCACAGAGAUGAUGACCUCAUCAAGAGCCAGUUGGGGUCCAGCAUCACCAUGACUUGCGUGGAUGGAAAGUGGAACAAACAGGUGACCUGUGACCCUGUGGAUUGUGGUAUCCCUGAUCAAUACCACGUCUACCCAGCCACAUUCAACUGCAGUGAGGGCACCACUUUUGGCAAGAAGUGCUCCUUCACUUGCCGACCUCCUGCUCUGCUGAAAGGAAACAACAGCAACUUGACCUGUAUGGAAGAUGGGCUGUGGUCUUUCCCCGAGGCCCUUUGUGAGCUGAUGUGUCGGGCUCCAUCAGUAGUUCCCAAUGCGGAUCUUCAGACUGCCCGCUGCCGUGACGAUAAGCACAAAGUGGGCUCCUUUUGCAAGUACAAGUGCAAACCAGGCUACCAUGUUCCUGGAUUGUCCAGGAAGGCAAGAAAGAGGGCUUUUAAGAUCCAGUGCACGCAAGAUGGCAGCUGGGUAGCUGGAGCAUGUGUGCCUGUGACCUGUGAGCCUCCACCUUCCAAGUUUCAUGGACUUUACCAGUGCACCAAUGGCUUCCAGUUCAACAGUGAGUGCCGGAUCAAAUGUGAAGAUGAUGACAAUCAAUCAGGCCGUGGCAACAACGUGAUUCACUGCCGGAAGGAUGGCACCUGGAGCGGCUCCUUUCACCUCUGCAGGGAGAUGCAGGGCCAGUGCUCUCUUCCCACUCAGCUCAACAGUAAUCUUAAGCUGAAGUGUGCUAAUGGCUACGGAAUAGGAGCUGAGUGUACCACCUCAUGCCUGGAUCACAAUGAACCCAUCCUGCUGCGUGCGAACGAGACCUUGCAAGACAUCCAGCACUGGAUGAAUCCUCAACGAGUGAAGAGUGUUGUCUGCACAGCAGGGCUCAAAUGGUACCCUCACCCUUCGCUGAUCCACUGUGUCAAAGGCUGUGAGCCUUUCAUGGGAGACAACUACUGUGAUUCUAUCAACAACCGAGCCUUCUGCAAUUAUGAUGGUGGGGACUGCUGCGCCUCAACAGUGAAGACCAAAAAGGUUACUCCUUUCCCUAUGUCCUGUGAUUUACAAGGAGAAUGCGCUUGCCUGGAUCCCAACGCCCAAGAGCACAGUCAAAAGGACCUGCGUGGCUUCAGUCUUGGGUAACGCCAAACAAGGUGGAAUGGACAGCCACACCGCACCAGGCAGGCUAGGAGAGACACCACAUCUCUUUUUGGUAUUGUUUUUAACAUUUAGCUGCUCAACUGGAUGGCAUUUCUGCACCAGGGACCCUUAGAAUUCAACCAGUCUGCCUUUAAUUUUUGUCCAAGGAGGACUCAAAGUAGGGGUUUCUGUAUUAAAUAUAUCUUAAAUAGUGACAACAAAAACAAACAGCAACAAAGAGUCAAGUCAAGAAGACUUUUAAGUAUCAAAACAGCAUGUGUUAUGCAGUUGUGUGCCCACCUAAUUUGAACAGUUUGUAUCUAGAUUUAAGGCGAGAAACAAGCCAUAUAUAUAUAUAUAUACGCAUAUUUAUAGAGAAAAAAUAGGGAGAGAAAGAGAGAAAAAGAGAGAUUGACAACAAAGCAAAAACACUUUCCCCUCUCCAGUGCUCACAACUCAGACCAUUCAUGGAAGAGGCUGAGCUCUCAGAUGAAACCAAGCCCAGCCUAGUCUGAUGUUGAAUGCCAAGGUAUCUCAUGCUCAGGGCACUGAGGUAGGGGUGGGUUCACCACAGGGCAGUGCAUCUUGGCAAGUGAUUUGCUGAAUACCCAGCUGAAAAACGGGUUGUGUUAGCUCAUCACAGGAACAUUACUUCCAGCCUGGGAGCUUUGCAACUGAUGUGGUCUUUUCAGCACAGCUCCCUGGCUUGUGACCAGCCUGAAAACUGUAGUCCUCACAGGUGAGAGCUCCAGCAAUAUUUAAGUGUAGAGGUGGGCAGACAAGUCCCAUGGUGAAGCAGAGGGAGUGGGAAGUCUAAGGAUUUGGCAUGUAAGUGUUGGGCUGGCACUGAAGAAUGGAGAUUAUUGCUCCUGAGGGAACAGAGAGGGUAACUCAAACCCCCAUACUUGUCGUUCGAGCAUGUCUGCUGCUGCUACUCCUGCUGCUAUGUCCCAUACAACUAGUUUCCUUACUGUGUCAGGACAGGGUGAAAACAACCCCAAGCAACCAAACAGUCUGCCUUAAAGCUUACCUACAACCUGUCUUUCAAAUCCUCUGGUUUCCUUCUCAGCACUGGGGCAAGAAAACAGGACACCAGUCAGUCAAAGGGCUCUGUUUCUUUAUCUCCAUCUAGCCAAUGGUUCAUCUAAAAUUUCUCCUCUCCCUGUGUGGGUUUGUGUAUGUUAUAUUUAAAACCCCCC
Molecule: messenger RNA, 6521 nt
Organism: Alligator sinensis (Chinese alligator)
Lineage: Eukaryota; Metazoa; Chordata; Crocodylia; Alligatoridae
Gene: PAPPA
Product: pappalysin 1
Exons: 22
Coding region: 445-5325 (1626 amino acids)
Molecular function (GO): metallopeptidase activity
Source: RefSeq, a predicted model, not a curated record